GCACGAGUUCUGCAGGGUCCUGGUGGCUGGGAGGGACUCCUUACUUCCGCCCGACUUGGGAACCGCCGCAGGGACUGGCUGACUUCAUCCGCGCGCACCGCGCGGCGCAUCGGAGCAUCCACUGCGCAGCACCCAGAGGAGAUGGUCGGGGCCAUGUGGAAGGUGAUUGUUUUGCUGGUCCUGUCUAUAUUCAGCCCUUGUGAUGGGUUGUUUCGCUUCAUAUACAGAAGUAGCCAGGUUUCCAAGCCACCUACGGGAAAUGUGGGACAGCCACUAUUUCUUACGCCUUAUAUUGAAGCUGGGAACCUCAAGGAAGGGAAAGAAUCGAGUUUGGUGAGUCCUUUCUCAGGACAGAAUGUGAAGAGUUACGCUGGCUACCUCACGGUGAACAAGACUUACAACAGCAACCUCUUCUUCUGGUUCUUUCCAGCUCAGGUGCAGCCAGACGAUGCCCCAGUAGUUCUCUGGCUGCAGGGUGGGCCGGGAGGUUCAUCCAUGUUUGGCCUCUUUGUGGAACAUGGACCUUAUGUUAUCACAAGUAACAUGACCGUGCGCACCAGAGACUUCCCUUGGACCACCACGCUUUCCAUGCUGUACAUUGAUAAUCCAGUGGGCACAGGCUUCAGUUUUACUGAUGACCCUCACGGAUAUGCGGUCAAUGAGGAUGAUGUGGCCCAAAAUUUAUACAGUGCCCUAAUUCAGUUUUUCCAGUUGUUCCCUGAAUAUAAAGAUAAUGACUUUUACGCCACUGGGGAGUCUUACGCAGGGAAGUACGUGCCAGCCAUUGCACACUACAUCCACACCCUCAACCCCCUAACCCAGCUGAAGAUCAACCUGAAAGGAAUCGCUAUUGGAGAUGCAUAUUCGGAUCCUGAAUCAAUUAUAGGGGGCUAUGCAACAUUCCUGUACGAAAUCGGCUUGUUGGAUGAGAAGCAGAGAAAGUACUUCCAGAAGCAGUGCAAUGAAUGCAUAGAACACAUCAAGAAGCAGAACUGGAUUCAGGCCUUUGAAAUACUGGAUAAACUACUGGAUGGUGACGUAACAAGUGACCCUUCCUACUUCCAGAACGUUACAGGAUGUAUUAAUUACUAUAACCUUCUGCAGUGCGUGGAACCUGAGGACCAAACUUACUAUGCAAUAUUUUUGUCACUCCCAGAAGUGAGACAAGCCAUCCAUGUGGGAAACCGGACUUUUAACGAUGGAGUAAUAGUUGAAAAGUACUUGCGAGAAGAUACAGUCAAGUCAGUUAAACCAUGGUUAGCUGAAAUCAUGAAUAAUUAUAAGGUUCUGAUCUACAAUGGCCAACUGGACAUCAUUGUGGCAGCUCCCUUGACAGAGCGCUCCUUGAAAGCCAUGGACUGGAAAGGGUCCCAGGAAUAUGAGAAGACGGAGAGAAAAGUCUGGAAGAUCUUCAAAUCUGAUGAUGAAGUAGCUGGUUAUGUACGGCAAGUGGGUGACUUCCAUCAGGUAAUUAUUCGAGGUGGAGGACACAUUUUACCCUAUGACCAGCCUCUGAGAUCUUUUGACAUGAUUAAUCGAUUCAUUUAUGGAAAAGGAUGGGAUCCUUAUAGUUGAUAAACUACAUUCCUAAAAGAGAACAUCAGAAGUUUUAAUCCUUGAAAAGAAAAAUUUAAAAACAGAAAAUGUCAUAUAAACAAGAAAAUUAUCUUUUUAUAUCUGCAAGCUGUCUCUCAUCAAUAAAAAUUAUCCUUGAAA
Lemur catta (Ring-tailed lemur) is the source of this 1716-nucleotide messenger RNA. RefSeq names its product carboxypeptidase vitellogenic like (gene CPVL). Gene Ontology annotation, molecular function: serine-type carboxypeptidase activity. Bases 142 to 1575 code for a protein of 477 amino acids. Gene Ontology annotation, biological process: proteolysis. NCBI's taxonomy places the organism in Eukaryota, Metazoa, Chordata, Mammalia, Primates, Lemuridae. The record is from RefSeq and is a predicted model, not a curated record. The transcript is spliced from 13 exons.